AAAGAUUUUAAUUAUUAUUUGAAAUGACAAAGAAGACAAAGAAGGUUGGAAUUACAGGAAAAUAUGGUACAAGAUAUGGUGCAUCUUUAAGAAAGAUAAUAAAGAAGUUUGAAAUUUCAUAGCACUAAAGAUAUUUCAAUACAUUUACUGGGGCAGUAUGAAAUACAUUAAAAUAAAAUAGCAUUCAUUAAAAAGAUAAGCAAUAGGUAUAUGGAGAUGUACAUAAACUGGUUUAUAAAUAGCUGGUGGUGCUUGGGAAGUCAAGUAAUAUAAAUAUAAAUAGUAGUACACCUGCUGGAUUAUCUGCAAAAUAAGGUAUGUUAAGAAUCAAGAAAUUAAAGGAAGAUGCUGAGGUAGAAGUUAAAGAUGAAAAGAAAGAUUAAAAGAAAUAAUAACCAAAAGAAUAAUUAAAAGAAUAACCAAAAGAAUAAUCUAAAGAGAAAGAAACAAAGAAAACAUAACCAAAAAAAUAAUAAGCUAAGAAACAAUGAGUAUAUUAAUACAAU
Paramecium sonneborni is the source of this 506-nucleotide messenger RNA. Lineage: Eukaryota; Ciliophora; Oligohymenophorea; Peniculida; Parameciidae. The record is from the annotation of a GenBank genome assembly.